This is a messenger RNA of Archocentrus centrarchus (flier cichlid), 7198 nucleotides long. RefSeq lists its product as uncharacterized. Gene Ontology annotation, biological process: DNA integration. Gene Ontology annotation, molecular function: nucleic acid binding. The record is from RefSeq and is a predicted model, not a curated record. Bases 700 to 6834 code for a protein of 2044 amino acids. NCBI's taxonomy places the organism in Eukaryota, Metazoa, Chordata, Actinopteri, Cichliformes, Cichlidae. The transcript is spliced from 2 exons.
UAUAUAUGGUAAGGGUUUUUUUUGGUUUGGUCAGGUGUUCCACCCGGAAGGGAAAAACAGUUUUUGACCGCUGAAGAUGCAAGGACCUUGGAGAAUUAUGGGUGUUGAUAUUUCAAGUGUUUCUAGAAAUAUGUGCAAGUAUAAUGGACACUGAUGAUUGUGGAUAAAAAUAAAUGGACGAAGUGUUCAACUGGCAAGUAUGACUCAGACUUUGAUUCAUCAGGCACCGUGAUCAGCGCGUCAAUUAGGUUAGCCCGUGUGUAGUGCCUCAGUGGCUUAAAGCAUUGGCUUAGCCUCUACAAUCUAAGUCAAAAACUGUUCUACAAGUUCAGCGAACAAGUGGAUUAUUGGAGUUGGAUACGAGUUUCGUGUUUGAUGGAUUCAGCGACAGCGUGGGUGCGGAAAGGAGGCUGUGUGUUUGGGAGCGGCACAUCAGCUGAUCGGCCUCAGCUGCCGAAGGCGCCGUCGGAGAGGAUUGUUGCUGUUGGAGCAGCUGUUGGAGUGGAUCAGCAGCGAUGGCGACAAAGCGGACCAUCUCUUCGCUGGAUUUGAACAACGUUGACCUCAACUGGUAUGUGUAGCGCUACCAUCGGUAUUAAUGGCCAUUUAAAAAUAAACGUGUGCACACGUAAUAGCGUAAUUCCAAUGCAUUGGUUGCUGAAGUGGACGAACAGUUAACUUUGUACUGACUGAUUUGCUAUGUCGACUGUCGAACUUGUAAAUAUGGAAGAUUGUGCAGCAAAGGCGGACAGUCCGUCUGGUGCUGGUGCGCCAGCUGCCGCUGGCAUCUCGGACUCUGUGGCCAGCUGUAGUGGCACACAAACGGGCAAGCGGGUGGUCAAACUUUCUGCUAAAGCAGUUGCUGAUAGGUUAGACAGAUUGCAAGCUGGUAGGAAGGCAAAGCUAAAUAAAGCUAGUAAUUUAAGGAAAACAGUACAAGGUUUAAUGCAAAGCGGGAUGUUUUUAGAGGUACAAAGGUCUCUUGAUGGUUUAAUUGAUUUAUGUGAUGAAACAAGGUGUAUGCAUGAUUCAAUGAUGAUUUUAUUGCCGCAUGAAGAAAAAGAAAAACAUGAAACAUGGUUUAAAGCAAAAAUGAUGUUCAAUGAUGAAUUUAUUGAAAAUGCGAAAGAGUGGGUCAAAUCUAAACAAAUUCCUGUGUUUGAAACCGAAGGUGCUGGUAAUUUGAAUCUUGAUGAUUAUGGUGAUCAAGGUGGGGUUGAAGAUAUCAAUCCUAAUGACAGUGUUUCCAAUAUCGGUAAACAUUCCAACAAAAGUGUCACCAGUAAUAGGUCAAGCACAGUUUCCUCUGCACAAAUUAAAGCCGCAGCAGAAAGAGCUGCACUUGUUGCUCGAAUGUCAGCUCUAAAGGAACGCCAUGCAUUGGAGGAACAGGAACAUCUGAUAAAGAGGAAAAAGGAGCAGCUCAUUUUGGAAACUGAGCUAGCAGCAUCUACUGCUAAGUUGGCAGUUUUUCAGGCUUCGGAUGAACAAUGUUUCUCUCUAGCAUCUACACAUGGCAUGAGCUUUUAUUUUGAAAGGGAAAAGAAGAAACUGGCAUCAAGCAACACUCUUGAUCCCAUGGCAAAGGACAUGCCACUAACACAAACCAAAUUGCAACCAGUGGAUGUGCGGCCAAAGCAACCUGUAAGGAAAAUUUCAGUGACAAAGCAGCAUUCUGACACACAGGAUCAAAGGCAUUGGGAAAUGGCACAGGGUUCACAGCCUGCUGCAACAACUGCUUGGAUAAAUCAAAGUAAUAGACAACAGAAAAAUCAGCAAAGAACUGAUCAGGCUCUACCUGAAGACAUUGCCAUCAUUAUGCAUAAGCAAAAUGAAAUAACUGCUGCCCUUGUGCACCAACAGCGUUUAUUGUCUCUGCCAGCACGCGACAUUCCUGUGUUUGAAGGGGAUCCAUUCCAAUAUAAAGCUUUUAUUAAGGCAUUUGAACAAGGAGUGGAGGAUAAAGCUAGUAAAGCUGACUGUUUGUACUAUUUGGAACAGUUUACAAGAGGACAGCCCAAAGAGUUGGUGCGCAGCUGCCAGCAUAUGGCUCCUGAACGUGGCUACAUUGUGGCAAAAGAUCUUCUUCAAGAGCAUUUUGGGAAUGAAUACAAGUUAUCUACUGCAUAUAUAGACAAAGCUCUAGCCUGGCCGUCAGUUAAGUCUGAGGAUGUUAAAGCUCUGCAAGCUUAUGCUUUAUUCUUGCGUGGAUGUUGUAAUGCAAUGGAGGAGCUUCAUUAUAUGCAGGAGUUGGAUAUGCCAGGCAAUAUGAAAAUGGUGAUUUCCAAGCUACCAUAUAAACUCCGAGAACGAUGGAGAGCUGUUGCUCAUGACAUUAUGGAAACCUAUAACCAGAGAGCUCAUUUCACUGAUGUGGUUGUAUUUUUGGAAAAGCAUGUGAGGAUUCUAUCUGACCCAAUUUUUGGGGAUAUUGAGGCACAUGUACCACAAAACAUAGCUGGUUCAAGACCUUCUAGCAAGUUUAAAUUACAAACAAGGACCAGAGGUACAGAACGUAGUUUUGCUACUACAGUAACAUCGAUAGAUUCCUCUGAAGAUAAAUCUAUGACAAGUAGUCUACAGAAACAGAGUCUGCAUUGUUAUUGUUGUUCAUGUGCUCACCUUUUGGAGAAAUGCCAGCUGUUUAAAGGUAAGAAACACAGAGAGAAGAUUCGUUUCUUAAAAGAGAAAGGAAUCUGUUUUGGAUGUUUAUGCACUGGACACAUAAGCAGGGAGUGUAAUAAACGGUUGAUCUGUGAAGUGUGUAAUCAACAACAUCCCACUGUGCUUCAUAUUCCAAGGACAAAUGUUGAAUCAGAACAAACAAAUAAGCCAACUGGAGUUAAACCAUCAACUCUUCCUCAGGCAUGUGGGCAUAUAGGGGCCGGAAGGAAUCGUGGUGCUCUCUCCAUUAUUCCGGUACAGGUCAAGUCCACCAAGGGAAGUGAGGUCAUGCAGACGUAUGCAUUUCUGGACCCUGGUAGCACGGCUACAUUCUGUUCAGAACAUCUCAUGCAGAGAUUGAAUAUUUCAGGAAAAAGGACUCAGUUUCUUUUAAAAACAAUGGGGCAGGAAAAGAUUGUUCCAGCAUACUCCUUGUUUGGGAUUGAGGUGUCAGGGCUGGAUGGAAACAAUUUUUAUCCGUUGCCAGAAGUUCUCACACAGAAACAGAAGCCAGUCACUUCAGAUGAUAUUGUCUCUACCGCAGAUAUGGAAAGGUGGCCUUAUUUGUCAAAGGUUCAUAUCCCUACCAUAAAUGCCAAUGUUGACUUGUUGAUUGGAAUCAAUGCUCCUAAGAUAUUGGAACCUUGGGAAGUCGUCAACAGCUCUGGAGAUGGCCCAUACGCUAUAAGAACAGUGUUGGGCUGGGUCAUCAACGGCCCUUUGAAUGGAAACAAUGGCACUUGUGAUGUGGACCAUUCUUCUGUUGUGGUAAAUAAAAUAUCUGUGUCUAAACUGGAAUCUAUGUUGAACAGUCAGUAUAACCAUGACUUUAAUGAAAGGACCUCAGAGGAGAGGGAAAUAUCGAGAGAGGACAUCAGAUUUUUGGAAGUCAUGGAGUCUUCUGCAACUCUACAGGAUAACAGGUAUUGCCUGAAGUUGCCCUUUAAAAGACCAGAUGUUAUCUUGCCAAACAGCUUUACAGUGGCCAAGCAAAGGAUACUUGGAUUAAGGAGGAAAUUUAUAAGUGACUCACAAUUUCAUAAGGAAUAUUCAAGUUGUCUCAAAGAGGUCGUGGAUAAAGGUUAUGCUGAGCAAGUGCCUGAGCAGCAGUUGCAAGGUAGAAGCGGAAAGGUAUGGUACAUUCCUCACCAUGGUGUCCAUCAUCCCAGAAAGGGUGCAUUACGAGUGGUGUUUGAUUGUGGUGCCACAUAUCAAGGAACAUCAUUGAACGGUGAAUUAUUGCAAGGGCCAAAUCUCACCAGUUCCCUGCUUGGAGUGCUCACUCGAUUCAGACAGGAGCCUGUUGCAUUUAUGGGUGAUAUACAGGCUAUGUUCCACCAAGUGAAGGUUGCAGAAGUAGACAGAGACUUCCUGCGCUUUCUGUGGUGGCCAGAAGGAGACUUCCACCAAGAGCUCAAAGACUAUAGAAUGACUGUUCACUUGUUUGGAGCAGUUUCGUCUCCUAGUUGUGCUAGCUUUGCGCUCAGGAAAACUGCUGAUGACAACAGAGGUGAAUUUUCUCAUGAGACUGUUCACGCUGUCAAACGAAACUUUUAUGUUGAUGACUGUUUGAUGAGCUUGGGAUCAGACAAAGAAGCUAUCCAGAUGAUAAGGGAACUCAUUGUUCUUUGUAAAAGAGGUGGAUUCUUUUUGGAAAAAUGGAUAAGUAACAGUCGAUCAGUGUUGCAGUCAAUCGCAGAGGAUCAAUGGGCAAAGGAUUUAAAGGAGCUGAAUCUGGAUCGAGAUAAUCUUCCAGUUGAGAGGGCGUUAGGUCUGCUUUGGUGUGUCGAGUCAGACUCUUUCAGAUUCAAGAUGGAGGUGAAACAGCAGUCUCUAACCAGACGUGGAAUGUUGUCCACAACUAGUUCCGUGUAUGAUCCUUUGGGUUUUCUGUCACCAGUUACUUUGCCUGCCAAGAUGAUGCAACAAGAGCUGUGCAGGAGGGGCUGUGGAUGGGAUGAUGCCUUGCCAGCGGAUAUCCUGAAACAGUGGGAAAGGUGGUUGGAAGAAAUCAAGUUAUUAGCAUUUUUUAAGGUGGAAAGAUGCAUAAAGCCUAAGGGUUUUGGUGGCCUCAAACACAGCCAAUUACAUCAUUUUGCCGACGCCAGUAAGGAUGGCUAUGGGGCUGUAACUUACAUCAGACUGAGGGACUGCAAAGACCAUGUUCAUGUUGCUUUCCUUUUAGGAAAAGCCAGGGUCACACCACUAAAAUCUGUAACGAUUCCACGAUUAGAACUAACAGCUGCAGUCCUGGCAGCCAGAGUGGACGUGAUGCUUAGAGCAGAGCUUGAAAUGCAGCUGGAUGAAUCUGUGUUUUGGACAGACAGUACAGCGGUUUUGAAAUAUAUUAAUAAUGAGGACAAGCGUUUUUACACAUUUGUGGCAAAUAGAAUCUCCACUAUAAGAGAGAUUUCAAACCCUUCCCAAUGGAAGCACAUUGGCUCUAAAGACAACCCAGCUGAUGCUGCAUCCAGGGGGAUGAAAGUACCUGACUUUCUUAAGAACCACAGUUGGGUCAAGGGCCCCAGUUUUCUUUGGAGGGCUGAGGAAGAGUGGCCGGAAGAUUUUGUUGGUAAGGUGGACUCUGAUGAUCCAGAGAUCAGACAGGAGGCCUGGGUUAAUUCCACUGCUAUCGAUUCCCUCAAUGCCACUGACCAACUCAUGACUUACUUCUCAGAUUGGAGGAAACUCAAGGUGUCAGUAGCUUGGUUUCUCAGGCUUAAAGGACUUUUGUUACAGCUCAGUCGUCAAAGAAGGGGUUUGAAAGAUUCUCAUCCACAAGCUGGGCAAAGGGUAGUACAAAAGGCCACAGUAACAUCAAAGGUUAAAACCCUAACACUCAAAGAUUUGUUGGAAGCUGAGUUGGUCAUCAUAUGCUAUUGUCAGCAGCAAAGAUUUGGGGAUGAAAUUUCUUCUCUAUCUAAUAAGGGAACGGUAAGCAGGCAAAGUUCCAUCUACAGGCUGGAUCCAAUUUUGGAAGAUGGGAUGUUAAGAGUUGGUGGGAGAUUAAGCAAAGGAGCGAUGCCACUGGAGGAAAAACACCCUCUCAUCCUAUCUAAGGAUCAGCAUAUCUCUAGGCUUAUCCUCAAGCAUAUCCAUCAGUCACUAGGACACAGUGGAAGAAACCAUACUCUGUCAGCUCUCAGGAAGAGGUAUUGGAUUACCAAUGCAAAUGCAGCUGUGAGGAAAGUCAUAUCUGAAUGCAGCUUUUGCAGACGUUAUAAUGGGAGAGCAAUGGAGCAAAAAAUGGCAGAUCUUCCAAAGGAGAGAAUCAUUCCAGACUUGCCUCCGUUUACAAACGUUGGAGUGGAUUAUUUUGGACCUAUAGAAGUCAAGAAAGGCAGAACAACUAGCAAACGGUAUGGAGUGAUAUUUACCUGUAUGGCAUGUAGAGCAGUUCAUUUGGAGGUGGCGAAUUCACUUGGGACAGAUGCUUGCAUCAAUGCUAUACGUCGAUUUAUUAGCAGGAGAGGUCAAGUUAUUCAUAUCAGGUCAGACAAUGGAACCAAUUUUGUUGGAGCUGAAAGAGAACUGAGAGAAGCUCUUGCUUCGUUGAAUCAUGAGCAGAUUCAAGGAGCUCUCAUCUCAAAUGGAGUGGAAUGGAGUUUCAAUCCGCCAGCGGGAUCCCAUCAUGGUGGAGUUUGGGAACGUAUGAUACGCCUGGUAAAGCGCAUCCUUAAUUCAGUUUUGCAUCAGCAAAUGCUAGAUGACGAUGGACUCCAUACUGUUAUGUGUGAAGUAGAAGCCAUUUUGAAUGACCGUCCAAUCACCAAGCUGUCUGACGAUCCAAAUGACUUGGAGCCUCUCACACCAAAGCCAUUUUCUGCAGAAGGUCAGACAACAAAUGCAAACAAAGAAGAGCUGACCCGAAGAUGGAAAUACCGUCACAGACUUGUAAAUGAAUUUUGGAACCGAUGGAGGAGGGAGUAUUUGCAGGACCUCAGAUCUGCACACACUCGUCAAACCCCAAAUCCAAUGCAACUCAAAACAGGAGAUCUAGUUCUAAUUGGAGAUGACAAGAUGCCACGUCUAACAUGGAAAACAGGACUAAUUACGGAAGUGUUCCCAGGAAGAGAUGGACUAGUCAGAUCCUGCGCUGUGCGUACUUCAACUGGGACAACAUUAAGAAGACCAGUUCAGCUACUAUAUCCUUUUGAAAUUAUUGCUUAAACUGUCUUCUGGGGGGGAGGAUGUUGAAUAUUUAGUAACAAAUGGUUUAGGUGCAAAUUAGUUAUGUGAGAGGUUAUUGAAUGUGUUUUACAAAUUCAUUUAAACACACAGAACCAAUAAUUUAGUUAAUAGUUUACUGAUAAAAGAUAUUAAUGUAACAUAUUUCAUUUAUUCCAGAACGUGUUUUUCCUUCAAAUAUAUGCAUUUAGAUUCCCCACUAGAUGGCGGUGUUGCCUCGCGUUUGGGCAGAGGCGAAGAAGACAAUGUUGUUAGCUAGUUUUAAGCAUGUUAGCCAGCCGAACAAGUGUGUUGUACAAAUGUAUUAAUUAGAUGCAGUUCUAGUAAAAGCAAGAUGAAGUUCAAA